Messenger RNA from Medioppia subpectinata, 435 nucleotides. The record is from the annotation of a GenBank genome assembly. Lineage: Eukaryota; Metazoa; Arthropoda; Arachnida; Sarcoptiformes; Oppiidae.
GAUUUGUAUUGCACUUCUGGAGAGUCGCCGUCACCGCAGAGCGCGAGUGAGACUCAACCGCAGGACAUGUUCUGCUCGAGCACUAUGUCUGCCGACUGUUCCAGUAAUACGAGCGCCGACACCGUUGAUGCCAAAUGUGGUGAUACUUCACCCAAAAGAGUGUGUUUAGUCUGUGGCGAUACGGCCUCUGGAUUUCAUUACGGCGUCGCCUCUUGUGAGGCGUGUAAAGCAUUCUUCAAGCGAACCAUUCAAGGCAACAUAGAGUACACGUGUCCGGCGGCUAAUGAUUGUGAGAUCAAUAAGAGAAGACGGAAGGCAUGUCAGGCGUGUCGGUUCCAGAAGUGUCUUCGGAUGGGAAUGUUGAAGGAAGGCGUGCGUCUCGAUCGGGUCAGAGGUGGCCGUCAGAAGUAUAGACGCAGUUCCGAGAGUCCCUAU